Messenger RNA from Larimichthys crocea (large yellow croaker), 2166 nucleotides. It is a transcript of the gene mfsd2al2, whose product is annotated as major facilitator superfamily domain containing 2a-like 2. Gene Ontology annotation, biological process: carbohydrate transport. Bases 1 to 1833 code for a protein of 610 amino acids. NCBI's taxonomy places the organism in Eukaryota, Metazoa, Chordata, Actinopteri, Sciaenidae. Gene Ontology annotation, cellular component: plasma membrane. Gene Ontology annotation, molecular function: symporter activity. The transcript has 14 exons. The record is from RefSeq and is a predicted model, not a curated record.
AUGCAGGGAUCAGGGGGGAUUCCUCUGGCCAGGAAAUUGUGUUAUGCUGUGGGUGGGGUCCCAAAUCAGAUUACCACGAUAGCUAUGAGUGUUUCCCUGCAGAUUUUUCUUCUGGAUAUUGUGCAGAUGGAGGCCUCCUAUGUGUCCAUGAUUUUAUUUGUGAGCCGGGCCUGGGAUGCUGUCACCGACCCCCUGCUUGGAUAUCUGGUGGGCCGCAGUAACUGGACACCCAUCGGCAAACUCACUCCAUGGCUGGUUCUCUCCACUCCGUUUGGUAUCCUGUCUUAUCUGCUGCUGUGGUUUGUGCCCGGAGGCUUAAUGUCUCCAGCUGUCACUGUGCUGUGGUUCCUCAUAGCAGCCUGCCUGUUCGAGACCCUCAUGAGUUGCUACAACGUUCCUUACCUUUCCCUCAACAUGUUCCUCGGGGGAGACCACAGAGACAGAGACUCUGCCACGGCCUACAGGAUGAGUGUGGAGAUGGUGGCGAUGCUGGUGGCGUCUAUAAUUCAGGGUCAAGUUGUAGCCGUGUACAACACCGAAAAACAAGAGGCCUGUCAGCAUCUGGACCAUGAGGCACCUCAGGGCACAUCUUCACCACAAAAUGCAUCACUUCAGGAAACGCAAAAGGCUUUCCUAACCUCCGCUCUGGUCAUGGGUGCCUUGUUUUUCCUCUGCAGCCUGGUUCUCUUCCUCGGGGUGACGGAGCAGCGGGCACCGUUCUGCUCCGAUGACAAAGUACGGCCGCCCUAUCUGACCUCGCUGAAGAUGCUGAUAUGCCACAUUCCUUACCAACGCCUCGUGCUCGGUUUCGUGUUCAGCGUGCUUGCGUUUCAGAUGUCCUUGGGUAAUUUCGCACUCUUCUGCAGUCAUGCAGCUGGGCUGGGAGCCCACUUUCAGCACCUCCUACUGGCUCUGCUGGCGUCUGCCACGGUAGCAGUUCCUCUGUGGCAAACAGUUCUUCUGAGAAUAGGAAAGAAAGCCACAGUCUUCGUCGGACUAUCACUCUUCAUCCCGGCCUCAGUUAUAGUCGCCUGUGUUCCCAGUAACCUACCACUCUUCAUGAUUAUGUGCAUUUUGAUGGGAUUCAGCGUGGCGACCAUAUUCUUGCUACCGUGGUCUAUGCUCCCAGAUGUGGUGGACGACUUUGCCUUGAAACAUCCCUCCUGCAAAGACAUGGAGCCCAUGUUUUUCUCCUGUUAUGCCUUCUGCAGUAAGCUGGCAGGAGGCCUGUCUGUUGGGAUCUCAACCAUGACAUUACAGUUUGUGGACUACAGAGCGGGAGCAUGUAGCCAUGGUGACGGAGUGGUGACGGCUCUGAUUGUGCUGUUCUCACCAGUUCCCAUCGCACUCCUGCUGAUAGGGAUGGUCUUUUUUCGCUCCUACCCACUAAAUGAGAGGCAAUCUUCACAGCUCCAGGAACAACUGACCACAAAUCACCCAGAAGCUGCAUCGUCCUCAUCAGACCCAAGAGAACAACAAUCAGUCUCAGCAAUCCUGCAGCAUCCCAACGCCGAUGCGGCAUCAACUUCACAUAAUAACACAAAGACUAACAUGUUGUUUAAAUCAAAUUCUUCACCGGGUUGUUACAAUCAUCAUAAAAAAUGCUCAGUCAAGUCAUCAACAGUCCUUUUAGAUAAAUCAAAGAGCCUGUCUGGAAGAUACAGCAGGUCUAAAUCAGCUGUCCAGUCAAAUGUAAAUCUUAAGAGGCAUAAGCAGAGACUCAGCUCACACCAGCACUCAGGAGAGGAUAAAGAGAGCAAAACUGUUCCUGAGAAUGAUCCCGGGCCUUUCCAUGACAAGCGCAACGCGAAAUCCAAAGUGUCGUGGGUAUAAUCACGUGGUUUUUGCACUGCAGUCAGCAUCCUGUUUCACGUCCUGGACAUAUAUCUGUAAUGUUCUUUGAUUUUAUUUGGACUGCUGGCUCCAUGAUACUCACCAUCUUCCUGUUUGCAAAGCUAUAGUAGCAUCUAAAUUGCAAGGAGCCACUCCUGAUGUCCCACAUGCCUAAAAGUUGCAUGAAGUUGCUCUAUUUUUAACAUAUUGCUUGUAAAUGUUGUAUGCUUACAUCCACACUACAACAUUUCUGCAUCUCUGUUUGCUCACAUAAAUAACUUUCAUCAGUAAUCAUCCACUGGUAUAUUUUCUUAUACGGUUGAUUAAAUAAUA